Pectinophora gossypiella (pink bollworm) is the source of this 610-nucleotide messenger RNA. Its product is annotated as intraflagellar transport protein 22 homolog. The transcript has 4 exons. Gene Ontology annotation, biological process: intracellular protein transport. The coding region runs from base 65 to 610 and encodes 181 amino acids. Lineage: Eukaryota; Metazoa; Arthropoda; Insecta; Lepidoptera; Gelechiidae. Gene Ontology annotation, molecular function: GTPase activity. The record is from RefSeq and is a predicted model, not a curated record. Gene Ontology annotation, cellular component: endomembrane system.
CACAGUCAAAAUAAAGCGAAGUUGCUUUUGUGUGUCAAAUCAGAAUCAAUAAAUAAGAAAUAAAAUGCACAUUAACAAGUUAAAAAUUCUAAUGAUUGGACCUUCUAACAGUGGCAAAUCUUCAAUAGCAAACUUCAUAUCAGAGUCUAUGAAUAUUGAAGAAGCUGGACCGCCAAGACCCACACAAGGUGUCAGGAUAGUCGAGUUCGAAUUGUCAAACUUAAAUGUUAAUGGAAAGCCUAAUAACAUUGACAUAGAACUGUGGGACAGCAGUGGUGAUCACAGAUUCGAGUCGUGCUGGCCGGCACUUCGCCUAGGCGUUCAAGGAGUCAUUCUCGUGUGUUCACCCAACACCGCACUCGCAGCAACAAGGGAGCUAGAGCUACUGUACAACUAUUUCGUAUCGCAACCAAAACUGUCUGCUAAACAAUGUGUCGUGUUCUUCAACUGCUCUGAUGACCAAGACGAUGUGGACACUCUCAACUUAUCCCCCACAUUCUCCAAAGUGUCUCAGGUGGCUAUCAACUUAAAGUCGGGAGGUAACCGUCUGAAAAUUGAUUUCUCGAAUUAUGUCUCCUCAAUUUUGCAAUCAAUAAACAAGGAAAGUUGA